UUGACGUCAGAUAAUGAUGGCCUUGACAGUCGACCACAGGUAUAUUAUGUAGACAGGUGAAAAAGAUGAGUCUUUUGACACUUUCUGAAUGUUUUGUGUUACCUGACAACAAAAGAUAAAUGGUUUGUAUGUUAUGAGGAAGUAAGAAAAUGCCAACCAAAGGCAUUACUUGGAGGAAUAGUAUAUUUGGUUUGAUUUAUGUUGAGAUGACAUGCACACUGGAGUAAACAGCAUGCCUUUGACACAGAUUGCUGUGCACCCUUCAGACAAUGUACCCCCAUCAGGGAAACAGACCAAAAAGCCCCAGCCUACACCAACAAAAAAGAAGGAUUCCACUAAGGAAACCCACCAUCUAAAUUCUCCGACCCCCAAAGUCUCGGAUAGAUGUGAGACCAGCCUGUCCAUGGUGUCCUCGGGGCAGGACUGCUGCCGCAUCUGUCAGUGUGAGGUGUGCGAGAUAGAUGAGGACUCGCCACUCAUCGCACCCUGCCUCUGUGAUGGAAGCAUGAAGUUUGUUCACCAGGAAUGUCUUCAGAAAUGGAUCAAAAGCUCGGACAAGGAAUGCUGCGAACUCUGCAAAUACGAGUACAAAAUGACUUCAAAGGUCAAACCAUUCAGAAAGUGGGAAAGACUACAGAUGUCUGCUGUAGAGAGACGCAAAAUUACCUGUUCUGUGACAUUCCAUGUGAUAGCCAUUACCUGUGUCAUCUGGUCACUGUACGUCCUGAUAGACCGGACAACAGAGGAGGUCGAACAGGGGGCUCUAGACUGGCCCUUCUGGACCAAACUUAUUGUAGUGGCCAUCGGCUUCACGGGAGGCCUGGUUUUUAUGUACGUUCAGUGCAAAAUGUAUGUAAGACUCUGUCGUAGAUGGAAAGCAUACAACCGAAUGAUCACAGUUGAAAAUGUCCCUGACGAGGUUAGAAUCAAAGCCAUCGCUACCUAUACGUCACCAGAGAAGGCUAAGAUAGCCGAGGAAGAAAGGGAGGGUGGCAUUAUUAACGAGAGUCUGACCACGGAUUCUGAACUGUUGUAGUGUCCCCUGUUAUCCAAUUAAAUAUGAGGAACUUCUUUUUUUUUUAUUAGAUUGUGUUUCUUAAAUAAUUAUUCUCUCUUAUCCAUUUCUGUUAAACAUUCCACUUAAAGAGCAUAUACUGUAAUCUCAUACAAAAAUAGAUUCUGCACCUCCCAUACAGUUUGAUGUCUUAUAAUUUGGAUGUUACAUUAAUUUUGCUAAUUCAGAAUAUAAAUGAAUAUUAUGAGAGACUUCAAAACUUUUUUUUUUUAUUUCUGCAAAUAUUCCUUGACUCAUGAAGUUUUAUUUCUUGGAUUUGAUACAUUGUUAUUUAUUUUGUCAAUUAUUUUUAUCAAAGGUGAAAUGUACAGAACAAAUGUGAUAUAAUUUAGUGCUUGUAUGGUAAUUCUUUUAUAAAAAAUAGUAUAAGCUUUUUUUCCAAUUCUUAUUUCAGUGAUUUGCCAUGACGAAAGGUUUUUGUUUACAUAUCAUAAAGAGAUGGUUCUCUUGUGAUUUGUGCUUUUCAUUUCCAACAUAUCAGAAUGGGUUUUUUUUCUUUGCAUGCUUACUCUGUGCCAAAUGUUUUGAAUGUAGAAAAGUCAUACUCGUUGUUUAAUGUUUUUGUGUGAAGUUUUACAUAGUUUAUAUUAAUUGUCUUAAUUUUAUGUUUUAUAGAAAUAGUAAUUUAUUGUAAACUCUAUAUUAUUUGCGGUUAAUUUAUCUUGUGAGUUUUUCUGAUAUUUAUUUUUCGAGUGUCUGGAUAUUGACUUAUUUUUCAAAAUUCUA
Messenger RNA from Saccostrea cuccullata (small rock oyster), 1801 nucleotides. RefSeq names its product E3 ubiquitin-protein ligase MARCHF1-like. The record is from RefSeq and is a predicted model, not a curated record. Gene Ontology annotation, cellular component: late endosome membrane; early endosome membrane; cytoplasm. Lineage: Eukaryota; Metazoa; Mollusca; Bivalvia; Ostreida; Ostreidae. Bases 212 to 1036 code for a protein of 274 amino acids. Gene Ontology annotation, biological process: immune response; protein polyubiquitination; antigen processing and presentation of peptide antigen via MHC class II. The transcript has 5 exons. Gene Ontology annotation, molecular function: ubiquitin protein ligase activity; MHC protein binding; zinc ion binding.